This is a messenger RNA of Rotaria sp. Silwood1, 732 nucleotides long. NCBI's taxonomy places the organism in Eukaryota, Metazoa, Rotifera, Eurotatoria, Philodinida, Philodinidae. The record is from the annotation of a GenBank genome assembly.
AUGAAACAAUCAUUAGUAGAAGGAAAUAUUUUAGUUAUAUUUGAAGGUUUAGACGAAGUUCCUGUCCAUGUCGAUCGAUCUGAUUUAAUAAAGGAAAUAAAUACAUUAUUAGAACGAGGAAUAGAUUAUGAUGUUAUGCAUGAUAAACUUACUUAUUCCGUUCAUGAACAAAAAGAUAUACAUAAUACAAGAGAUCCUACUAUCGGAAAUCGAUUUAUCAUAACAAGUCGUAUUGAAGGAAAUUAUUUUGAAGAUAUCAAAUUUUUUAUUCCAAGAUUAACUAUUAAAGACAUGUCUAAUGAUGCUCUCAGAUUAUUUUGUAGUUCAUAUAUGAAAUGUAUAAACGAGAUUUCCGUUAAAACUAGAAGAGUUGGGAAAGAAAGUAAUAUCGAUCAAUUAUAUGAUGAGAUAACGCAAAACAAAGAUAUUUUUCAUUUAGCAAUUAAUCCACAAUUAGCUAGUGGAAUUACUGCAGUUUAUAAUCAAUGUGAAGAACGAUUAGUAACGCUUUAUAUCGAUUCUCCAACAAAUUAUCUAGACAAAGAUUUUCAACUAAAUACCACUAUGCUUUGGUCAAUAUUAAAACAAAUAGCUGAAUAUCUUCAUAAAGAAAGUAUUGAUGAAUUAAUUACUAAGCUUGUAGGUAUUUUUAAAUAUCAAGCUGGUUUACUCAAUGAAUUUGGUCAUAAUAGUUUUCGAUUUAUACAUCGUACGUUUCAAGAAUAUCUUGCA